AUGCUAGCAUUAUCCCCUCCUUUGUUUUCAACUUUUAUGUGGCCCUUAGAGGAACAUAUAGGCCAUGAACUGAAUAAUAUCUAUAGAGAAACAGAAACUUCAGACUCAUUUUUUCCUUCUUCUUUAUCUCAGCCACAAGCUGGACUUCCUGAAUCCAUACUUUCUGGUGCAACUUGGGGUGAUCCGACGAUGGUUAAGAAGCUUAAUCAUAAUGCUAGUGAGCGUGAUCGGCGAAAGAAAAUCAACAGCUUGUAUUAUUCUCUUCGUUCACUGCUUCCAGCGGCCGAUCAAACGAAGAAAUUAAGCAUCCCGGUCACAGUCUCGCGUGUACUAAAAUACGUACCAGAGCUACAAAAGGAAGUGGAGAAGCUUGUUCAAAAGAAAGAAGAACUAGUGUUAAGGAUUUCCAGACAAGAAGAGUUAGUUCAUUCUGGGAAGCAAAGAAAAGUAGCCAUCCAAAACUCUCUGUCAACUGUUUCAGCAAGUCUUGUAGGUGAUAGAGAAGUUGUGAUUCAGAUAUCUACACUUGAGAUCAAUAAGGGUUUACUACUCUCUGAGGCUCUAAUGAGUUUGGAGGAGGAUGGUCUUCUUCUGCUAAAUGCUUCUANUAAGAAAUUAAGCAUCCCGGUCACAGUCUCGCGUGUGCUAAAAUACGUACCAGAGCUACAAAAGGAAGUGGAGAAGCUCGUUCAAAAGAAAGAAGAACUAGUGUCAAGGAUUUCCAGACAAGAAGAGUUAGUUCAUUCUGGGAAGCAAAGAAAAGUAGCCAUCCAAAACUCUCUGUCAACUGUUUCAGCAAGUCUGGUAGGUGAUAGAGAAGUUGUGAUUCAGAUAUCUACACUUGAGAUCAAUAAGGGUUUACUACUCUCUGAGGCUCUAAUGAGUUUGGAGGAGGAUGGUCUUCUUCUGCUAAAUGCUUCUACUUUUGAAUCAUUUGGAAAGAGGGUAUUCUAUAAUCUGCAUCUUCAGAAGAAAUUAAGCAUCCCGGUCACAGUCUCGCGUGUACUAAAAUACGUACCAGAGCUACAAAAGGAAGUGGAGAAGCUUGUUCAAAAGAAAGAAGAACUAGUGUCAAGGAUUUCCAGACAAGAAGAGUUAGUUCAUUCUGGGAAGCAAAGAAAAGUAGCCAUCCAAAACUCUCUGUCAACUGUUUCAGCAAGUCUGGUAGGUGAUAGAGAAGUUGUGAUUCAGAUAUCUACACUUGAGAUCAAUAAGGGUUUACUACUCUCUGAGGCUCUAAUGAGUUUGGAGGAGGAUGGUCUUCUUCUGCUAAAUGCUUCUACUUUUGAAUCAUUUGGAAAGAGGGUAUUCUAUAAUCUGCAUCUUCAGGUGCAGGGGACUCAAAAUAUCCAGAUUGAGAUGCUAAGGGAGAAGCUCUUAUCAUUAUACGAGAAGAAGAUAUGACCUUUGCCUUCAAUGUUUGGCUGCAAAUAGUCAGGAAGUUGUAAAAUACAAAGGAAAAAUUACAUCAAAGCCAAUAAUCAUAGUUAAGGUGCAAUGUGACAAAUACGAGAGAGGGCCAACGCCCAAAUCAUAUGCAUUUUCAAUGUUCACAAUUGGAGCAAUGUAAAACUAACAAUCAUAGUUAUAAGUGG
Messenger RNA from Ilex paraguariensis (yerba mate), 1595 nucleotides. The record is from the annotation of a GenBank genome assembly. NCBI's taxonomy places the organism in Eukaryota, Viridiplantae, Streptophyta, Magnoliopsida, Aquifoliales, Aquifoliaceae.